AAAAAACAUUAUUGGAUGUUUCAGCUUGUAACCUUUCAUGAGCCGCAUAAAUUAAUGUUGUUGUUUUUGCUAUAUAAUGCAAGGACUGUGACAGGAGGAGUCCCAACAUGCUGAAGGCUGGCUUGACUAAGAAUGGACAAAGCCAGAGCAUGAUGGAUGGUGGGACUCUACCAGAAAGAAGAUGGUGUACUUGGUCACGGCGCCAUUGCUUCUUAUUUCUGUUGCUGGCAACAAUUUUGUUUUUCUGCAACACGAAUCCAAACCCAAUGAAUCCUGAUUGGAGCCAUAAAUGGUGGAAGAUGUACAGUGGAACAAAAUGGUGGCUUUCAUUCAAAAGGCCGACACAGAAUAAAAUUCCUCCCACCACGAGUAACGUCAGUGUCACUGCUGCUGUGUCUACAUUUCAAACCGGGUCUUCUCAAUUUAAAAUCAAGCGUGGGCCACCUACAUACAGUCAGACUAAGAUGGGCAGCAUGGCAACAAUGACGUCACUGAUAACUGCAGCAACGCCCCUUGGCUCCGAAGAUGUUUCACUGGAGACUCUGCAAACAACAGAAAGCAAACCUUCAACGAUGCGUCCUUAUGUUUCUCCGGGGCUGUACUUCGUGGAAUACCCUUAUGAAUACCACUUCAUUAUAGAUGAGCCAGAGAAGUGCAAGCAGAAGAAGCCUUUCUUGGUUCUGGUAGUCCCCGUUGCACCCCAUAACAAAAAAAGCCGAGACAUAAUCCGUAGUACCUGGGGUGGUGAAAGUCUGGUACUGGGUAAAACUGUGACACUAUUCUUUCUCUUGGGUCUGCACAGUGGACGCGGUGCAGAGGAGAUCCAACAGCAACUGCUGCAGGAGAGCAAAGUGCAUCAGGACCUAAUCCAGGGUGACUUCAUGGACUGUUAUAAGAACCUGACCAUAAAGACCAUGAUGAUGAUGGAGUGGCUGGACUCCCGCUGCCGUACUGCCUCCUUUGCCAUGAAGAUUGACUCAGACAUGUUUCUCAAUGUGCACAAUCUCAUCAACAUGCUUUUAGGUGUUCCAAAGACCAACUACAUGACCGGGCUUGUGGCACAUCAAGGUGCCGUUCUUCGAGACAAGCAAUCGAAGUGGUAUCUUCCGGAGAAUGUUUUCCCUGAGGCACAGUACCCACCUUAUGCUUUGGGUCUGGGUUAUGUUGUGUCUUUAGACCUCCCUAAAAAGCUUGUGGAAGCAUCCAGACACAUCAAAGCUGUUUAUAUUGAAGAUGUGUAUUUAGGAUUGUGUAUGCGGCACAUGGGCAUCAUGCUCACUGACCCUCCAGACUGGAAUUAUUUUCACAUUUUUCCUGUGCAGUACAAUCGCUGUCGUUUCUCCAGGAUAAUAGCUACAACAACACAUGCCACCACAGAUCAUAUGUGGGUUUGGAAAGACUUUAAAAGACCUGGUCCAUACUGUUGAUUGUGGAAAAUCAUGAAAUACUUUAGAUUGGUCAACAUAGAAAACAAUGGAUUGACUGUAUAAAAAAAAAAAACUAUAGAAGAACUGAUUUUAUAUA
Messenger RNA from Thalassophryne amazonica, 1524 nucleotides. RefSeq names its product beta-1,3-galactosyltransferase 1. Gene Ontology annotation, cellular component: membrane. Gene Ontology annotation, molecular function: N-acetyl-beta-D-glucosaminide beta-(1,3)-galactosyltransferase activity. NCBI's taxonomy places the organism in Eukaryota, Metazoa, Chordata, Actinopteri, Batrachoidiformes, Batrachoididae. The record is from RefSeq and is a predicted model, not a curated record. The transcript is spliced from 2 exons. Bases 108 to 1427 code for a protein of 439 amino acids.